Sinocyclocheilus anshuiensis is the source of this 1459-nucleotide messenger RNA. RefSeq names its product 5-hydroxytryptamine receptor 7-like. The transcript has 4 exons. Gene Ontology annotation, molecular function: G protein-coupled serotonin receptor activity. Lineage: Eukaryota; Metazoa; Chordata; Actinopteri; Cypriniformes; Cyprinidae. Gene Ontology annotation, cellular component: plasma membrane. Bases 1 to 1329 code for a protein of 442 amino acids. The record is from RefSeq and is a predicted model, not a curated record. Gene Ontology annotation, biological process: positive regulation of MAPK cascade; chemical synaptic transmission; vasoconstriction.
AUGACCGGAACGAGGCUGAGAGAGAGUUCAGUGUGUGUUUCUCGUCUCUUCGUUGACUUCGUGAGCGGGUUUUUCGUGUAUUUGGUUGUUGCCGGACUCAGAGGUCGUAGGCACCAUGAGGUUGACUGUCCACUUCAGGCGCGCGGAAGGAUUACUCGCGCUCAAAAUAUCGAUACAGUGAUGUUCACGACACAUGGCGCUGCUGAACUGGUUUGGGCUUCCAGCGAGACCGAAAUCGCCUUUCUCAAUGGGACAACUGAAUUUUCCCCCACCGUAGUAACCACAGCGGAGCCCAAAAGUAAUGAGUCGUGUGGGGAGCAGCAGACCCUGGACUUGGACUUGACUAAGACAGUGAUUAUUGGGAUGAUGCUCAGCACCAUCACCGCGGUCACUGUGAUGGUAUCUCUGGCCAUAGCUGAUCUGUCUGUGGCAGUGGCCGUGAUGCCCUUUGCCAUCGUGACUGACCUGACGGGAGGCGUCUGGCUGUUUGGGGAGGUUUUCUGCAACAUCUUUGUUGGGAUGGAUGUCAUGUGCUGUACAGCAUCAAUUAUGACAUUGUGUGUGAUCAGUGUGGAUAGAUACCUUGGAAUAACUCGGCCUUUGACCUAUCCAGCGAGACAGAACGGACAGCUGAUGGCCAAGAUGAUAGUCAGCGUCUGGUUGGUAUCGGCAUCCAUCACUCUGCCACCAUUCUGCGGCUGGGCUCAGAACAUCAACACUGCGGGAGUGUGUCUGAUCAGCCAAAAUGUGGGCUACACCCUCUACUCCACCGCUGUGGCCUUCUACAUCCCAAUGGUGGUCAUGCUUUUCAUGUAUUACAAGAUUUUCAAAGCUGCCCGCAAAAGUGGGGCCAAACACCACUUCACCACCCUUCCCCCAAUUCAGAUGGCCUGUCCCGAUGCAGCGUUGGCCACCGUAGAGGGGCUCUGCAUGCAUGGGAUGAAGAACGGCACAGCUACUGAAGAGUUUUCCACCCUCUCCUGCCUCUUGAACCGCGAACGGCGGAGUGCCUCGAUUUUCAGGCGCGAACAGAAGGCAGCCACCACCCUUGGGGUGAUUAUGGGAGUGUUUUCGUUCUGCUGGUUGCCAUUUUUUCUCUUCACCACAGCGCGGCCGUUCAUCUGUGGCCUGCUCUGCAAUUGCGCCCCCGUCUGGCUGGAACGGGUACUGCUGUGGCUGGGCUACACCAACUCGCUCAUGAACCCUUUCAUCUACGCCUUCUUCAACCGAGACCUACGUUCAACUUAUAAAGACCUGCUACGCUGCAGAUAUCGAAACAUUAAUCGCCGACUCUCAGCUAUGGGAGUGCAUGAGGCUCUAAAGCUCUGACUGCUCACAAUCUGUUUAUAUGAUGGGAUGGUGCAAAUAUAUAUCUUCUUGACUCUUCUACAAGUUAAGCAGCACAGUUUGGAGAGAAUUCACUGGGAAUUACAAUAAUUCUGAUUCACUAAAAACGUUC